AUGACUAUUGCUGCAUAUGCGUAUGAAACAAAUGAAGCAAGAAGAGCACAUGAACUAGUUAACGAAAACUCAACUUUAACCAUUGAAGGCAAUGAUUUAGUCACUGACGAUGGAAAAACUAAAAAAGUCAUUGAUUUCGAUACUUUUAACACGUAUGACCCAUUCAAUACAACAAGUAAAGUUCCUAUCAUAAAUGAUGGAACGGUGCAAUAUAUAAAUUCAACAGUAGAUGCCUCAUUAGUGAAAGUAUUAAAUGUUCUCAUUGAAUUACUAAAGAGCUUUCGAUUUGACGACAACAUUAAAUGCUUAAAGAAUUUAGUCAUGAAUGAGAAACAAAUUCUCGGCGUUGCUGGUAGCAGUAAUGAUGUACACCUUAUGACAUUAGAAUAUUAUAACGAACAUAAAGAUGAACUGAAAGGAGAGAAGGGUGACACUGGAGCUCAAGGACCACAAGGACCACAAGGAAUACAAGGACCUCAAGGCGAAAACGGUUUGGAUGGAGAAGAUGGAAAGGAUGGAAAAACUGCUAAAUCAUGGAUAUGGAACCUUAUAAAUACUGGUUUAACAGCUGGUUCAUAUGGAGUUCUUCAAUACCAAAUCGGAAAGAUAUGGGCAGUACUUGGUGAAGAAGCUUUAGAUGACGUUAAAAAUGCUUUGAACUUCAUUUCAAAUGGUUCGGAUACUAUUAAAACUUUAUCUGGUUGGAUGCAAGAAACAAGGAGUCAAAUAGAUACUGUAAGACGUAUAGCAAACAAUGCACGUACGGGAUUGGAUACUUUACGAGAAGCACAAAAUACACUAAAGGAAGCAAAUGAUAUUCUUGGCUCAGUAUCAGACAUGCA
Molecule: messenger RNA, 842 nt
Organism: Trichomonas vaginalis G3
Lineage: Eukaryota; Parabasalia; Trichomonadida; Trichomonadidae
Product: organellar and viral DNA polymerase type B
Exons: 1
Source: RefSeq, a predicted model, not a curated record